CGUCAGUUGGCCCGAGAGUAGACCAAGUUACUGCACUAAACACAACAACGCCCACUGACACAACCGCGUGGUCUCAACUGUCAAAUCAAACGCUCUUGCAUCAAUAAACCCGACGGUAAAAAAAUAGAAUAAAAAAUCCAAAAAUCAUUGGGACGGACUAGCGAAUGCCCCAGUACUUCCCUAAUUAAUUCCCUCGAAAAGAAAAACCGUCAAAGCGGAUUAACGAGGCGCACGUUUUGUGAUAUAUGUUUUAGUUGCGUUACGUAAAACUGUGACCCGAAAGGAAAAAAAGUGUUCCGUAAGUGAGUGACUAAAUCGAUCGAAUUACUACUUUAUGAUUGAGAUAACUGAAGUGAGGGAGCGCAUUGGGGUACUUCGAGUGAUGUUCUGAGGUUUGAAAAAUGCACAGAAGUUUUAAUUUGUUGAAAUCAUCGGGCAGUGGAUUUUAUAGGGAAGAUUUUCACAAGAGUGUUUAAUUAAUUUGACUCGCCGAAGGCAUCGCGUUAGUUAUGACGGACGUGGCGAAAGAGGCAUUUGCAUCGAGUAAUUAUGGCCUGGCUGUGGAGAUGUACGAGAGGAGUUUGAAAAUGCAGAGGCCGAAUUUGGAGGUACUCCUCGGGUAUGGGGACUCGUUGGCGAGAUCUGGCAGAGUCAGGGAGGCAUUCGAUGUUUAUUCUAGGUGCAUGGGAAUUGCUGAUGUACCUCAGGAGAGGCUCAAACAUCUUGCUAGUGCUUUGCUCGAGGAUCUUGUGGGCUUGACGCAGAGAAAAAUCAGCGGUGGCUCGUUCAAUUGUGCUAGCUGUGAGGGCACACUGCACUUGCCGGUUACGGGUUAUUGUGGACAUACGCAUUGCAGAAGUUGUUAUGAGGGGGGCAAGUGUUGUGGGGCUUGUGGACAAAAACUUGAGGAGGUUGGGGAGACCAAUGUCCUGGUCCAGAGGCUCGUGGAGAAGUGGUGGCCGAGGGAGGCCGAGGCCAGCAGGGCUAGGCAUGAAGGUGAUCUCCUUUUGAAGGAUGGACAUCCGGCUCAGGCACUCGAGCGGUAUAAUCUUGCUGUCAAACUUGCACCUAAUAGUCCAUUACACCUGAGCAAUCGAGCCCACGCACUGCUGCUAUUGAACAGACCCCAGGCAUCCCUCACAGACGCUGAUCAUGCUGUCAGACUGCGACCGGAUUGGGGCAAGGGCCAUUACAGGAGAGGAGUUGCACUGUCUGCACUGGGAAGGCAUGAAGAGGCCUUUCUCGCGUUGUGCACCAGUGUUGCUAUUGAGAAGAAUACGCAGAAUGUACGACAUGAAUUGACGAGGGUAUUACACCGCAUAUUAUCAAUAAAUCACCGUCGACAAAGUCCGCCUACAGCUCGCAGUCCCUACAGCAUAAUAUCAGAGAGCAACGCCCGCGUGAGAAGAAACCGUGACCAUCACUAUCAUCACCGUCGACCUCUGAUGAGUCCCAAUCAGCGCCACCGUCGUCCAGCUCUAAACUCAUCGGACUGCGAGGACAACAGCAGCAGCGAGGAGGAAUUCACACAGGCCAUAUGCCGAAGGCUACUCUUCAACGAUGCGCCCCAGACCAAUGUCAAGUUUCAUAACGUCUUGGAUCGGGUUUAUCAGGAGAUUGAAAAAUUAAAGAGAAUUGACUCGAUGCCGGCAGAAAUACUACUACCUCCAUUAUCAAGUGGCACAAGUUUAAGUGAUUUAGACUGCAUACUGUGCUGUCGAUCGCUGUGGAAACCAGUGACAACACCGUGUGGACACACAUACUGUUGGAUGUGCCUGGACCGUUGCCUUGACUACUCCUCGGCCUGCCCAUUGUGUGUCACAUCUCUAGCCGAUUAUCUUGCCAGUAACCAGAAAACAGUAACUGAAUUCGUAGAGAAAGCACUGAUGAUAAUAGCCCCAACGGAAUAUGCAUCGCGUGCAGCUAGCCACCGGCUCGAGCUGGUUCAAGAUCUUGGAAUUUUAGGAAGUCAACAGAUUGCUGUUUUUGUAUGUACCACUGCAUUCCCCUGUGUGGCAUGUCCAUUAUUCGUUUACGAGCCAAGAUACAGAUUGAUGGUUAGGAGAUGCGUCGAGAGUGGUGUCAGACACUUUGGCAUUGCUGCUUGUCUCAACAAAGAUGCAACAGGUAGUAAAAGAUACGCUCAAUAUGGCACCGUCCUGGAAAUUCGAGAUCGUGUCUUGAUGAAAGACGGAUGUAGUAUACUGAGUACUGUUGGCGGUAGAAGAUUUAGAGUUCUGUCGGGAGGUGAAAGAGACGGUUACGACACAGCCAAGGUAGAACUCUUACGAGACUCGUCUGUAUCCCAGGAGCAUCUUCCGAGUUUACAUGAGCUACAUUAUAAGGUAUGGUUGAAAGGACAACAAUGGUGGUCAACGGUAUCCCCUCACCAACAAACCGAGAUUCAACGAGUAUUCGGCAAAAUUCCAACCCCAGAGGACGAAUGGUGGCGCCUGCCGGACGGUCCCUCGUGGACCUGGUGGAUCCUCGCAAUCCUUCCUUUCGGCCCACAACUUCAAGUUGGAAUACUGGGUACAACAAGCCUAGAAAAACGACUGAGAGCCAUCGAGAAAACCCUCAAUCACAUGGAGAAGAGACAGUUAACAAUAACAUCACCACCAGCUGAAGACAACACCACAUCAUCCAGCAUCUGCAGCGAUGGAAACGACAUCACCCCCUCGACAGUCUCCAUAGUCCACCACUCAUGAACAAUCAGCAAUAAAUAGUUUUUAAAACUACGAAUGAUGUCUUUUAUACAACAUUCACAAUCUUCAUUUCCGACUAUCGAUUAAGACGUUUGUACCACGAUAAUCAGACUGAUAGUAAGUUCAAUGACUUGUUUGAUGGCUCUAGGCCAUUUAAUGUACCGAACCAUUCAACUCUGGGAAUAAUCCACAAUAUUUAAUGUUGAAUACUGGUCUUAAAAUUUUACGCACAAAAAUACUAUUGAACGAAAAAAUUACGCUGAAGAAAUGUUUUUAUUCAAUUUCUUGGUGUUUUUUUUUUAUUUAUGGAAAGUUAAUUGUAAAUUGUUGAAUGGGCAAUUGCAGUUUUAAUUGUUAAACUUCACGUACGAAUAAAUUUCAUAGAAAAAUGUCGGGAAUUCUCCAGAAAAUUCCAUUGGAUUUCUGGUGAUUUUGUGGAGGAAAAUGUAAUGGAAUUUGAUUUUUAUAUUCAACUUAUUCUAUUGAGAUAUAUU
Diachasma alloeum is the source of this 3199-nucleotide messenger RNA. Its product is annotated as LON peptidase N-terminal domain and RING finger protein 3. The record is from RefSeq and is a predicted model, not a curated record. The transcript has 9 exons. Gene Ontology annotation, molecular function: protein binding. NCBI's taxonomy places the organism in Eukaryota, Metazoa, Arthropoda, Insecta, Hymenoptera, Braconidae. Bases 510 to 2708 code for a protein of 732 amino acids.